AUGUUGGCGUCUGUGUUUGGAAGAAAGUUUGAAGAGGUACUUGAGUGGGCACAAGAGCAAGAAGACGAAGUCAAAGACACAGAUGUAGACCUGCAGUUUGGUAACAGCCCAGCCCCCGCUAGCCCCGGUGGCACAGUAACAGCAGCCGCAGACACCGUAGAAGACAUCCCGGAAAAGGGUGACCAAGUAUGGCGGCUACUCCAGCACCUGUGCACGGGAGAAUCCGAGGGCAUAGUGGUGAACUCUGGUGGUGGUUUUGAGGCCUGGAGACGCCUGCACCGGCGGUUCGACCCGCUGUCGGCAGGCCGCAAGAGGAACCUCUUGAGGGCCAUUCUGUCACCAGUGAGAGUCAAGGGUUGGGAGCAUGUUAGACAAGCUAUAGACCAACUAGACGACCUGAUAAGAAGAUACGAAGCCCGAAAGAAUGAUGCAGGCGUGAGAGAAAAGUUGAGUGACGACUUGAAGAGUACAGCCCUAGAGUUGCUAGUUCCUACAGACUUAGAGCAGCAUCUUAUCCUCAACAAAGCUAGGUUAAACACCUACGAAGAUAUGAAGGGGGAGAUACAGCAGUUGGUUGAGGUUAAGACGAAAGGGACGGUAGAACAACCGGGGAAAAUCCCAGCGUCAUCGUCCCAAGGACCAGCGCCAAUGGAGGUUGAUGCCUUAACCCAAGCCAUAAGCUCCCUCAUGAAGGGGAAGGGGAAAGGUAAAGACCCUAAAGGUAAAGGUAAAGGUAAGGGUGGCAAAGAUGGCUCAAACGGAAAGGCUCAAGCCAAGAAUGGCUCUGUACAGAAGUUCCAAGGCAACUGUCACAACUGUGGCAAGCCUGGCCAUAAAGCCGCCGACUGUUGGUCAAAGCUCAAAUUGGGAAACACGGACUCAAAGAACAAGGGCAAGCCCAAGGACAAGGGCAAAAGCAAAGGCAAAGGAAAGCACGCUGGAUCCCUAGAAGAGGGAGAGGCAGAAGAACCAGCUCAGGAAGAUGAGCUGGGUGCAGUUGAACUUUGCGCUGUAGAAACCGCCUCCCAAGGCGGGCGGUGGAUGAAGUUUAACUACGACACAGGGGCGGCCCGGACAGCAAUCCCUCAGGACUGGGAGAGUAAGGGUUCGCCUGCUGAAGGCCCAGAGCUGACCUUCAAGACCGCAAGUGGAGAACUGAUCACCAGCAAAGGUGCAUGCAAAAUCUCCGGCAGAGACGAGAAUGGCCGGAUGAAGGGGAUCACUGGGUCCCUGGCCCCGGUGCACAAACCGCUGGUGUCAGCCUACAAGUGUGCGAAACAAGGGUAUGUGGGUGUGAUCCAAGAGGAUGAAGGGCACCUCAUACCCCGCGCAAGCCCGUUAGGCCAAAAGAUAGAAAAGCUGGUAAAACAUGCGAGCGCCGAGGAAAAGAAGGGUACGAUACCCCUCUACCAGGAGGGAGGUGUCUACAACUUCUACUUGGAAGCAAACGCAGUCGAGGCGGCCAAGGUGGCCGGACCAGAAGCUCCGGCGCAAAGCCCGGAAGGGGAAGAAGAAGGCGAAGUAGAGGUGGCGGCUCCUAAGCAGGUUCGGUCUCCGAUAGAACCGACCGCCGCAGAGAUAGCUGAGCACGAGGUGCUUGGACAUGUCCAAUACAGAGAGUGGUGUCGCCACUGCGUGGCUGCGAGAGGCAUUGGCCAGCAGCACCGCAGCCGGGAGCAACGUGAGCGUCAGAACGACGGACUUCCAACGGUGGCGUGUGACUACUGUUUUAUGGGACAAGACGAUGGCAAGGUGAAACCAAUCCUGGUCAUCAAAGAUUCGAAGACGCAAGCAAUAGCUGCGACUUUUGUGGAAGCCAAGGGAACAGACCCCUACGCCAUCAAGUUUUGGCAGGGCUUUGUCAAGCACCUUGGUUACAAGAAGUUCAUUGCGAAAAGUGAUGGAGAACCAGCCAUAAAGGCUAUGAAGGCGAAGGCCAUAGAUGGCCUGAAGGGGAUUGAAGCAAUAUCCCAAGAGACUCCCGAGGGAGACCACCAGGCCAACGGCCUGGCAGAGGUAGCUGUGAGAGAAGUGAAAAGGCAAGUACGGGUCAUGAAGAGCUCUCUGGAGGAGAAGCUCGGGAUCACGCUAAGUGACGAGGACCCAGUCCUUGCAUGGCUGCCGAGACACGGAGCAGACUUGCUCACGAGGUAUAGGAAGGGAGAAGACGGCAGGACGCCCGAGCAGCGCCGGUCAGGGAAGGCCUGGAGACGGCCAGCCUUAGAGCUGGGUGAAAGGCUUUUCUACCGUGAAGCGGUCGCCGCGGAAUCCAACAAGAAUGAUCUCCACAUGAAGAUGUUGGAGGGCAGGUACAUAGGACACCAUGGCGGGACCGGAGCGUUGCUGGUCAUCACACCCAAUGGUGUGAAGAGGGCGCAAGGAGCCACAGGCUCAACGGAGAAGGCCCGCUUCCAGUGCAGGCCCGGCACCAGUGUUGGCGCCGCCAGUCCAAAGGUCAACCACACAGAGGCCUGCAGAGCCAGAAUGAUGGAGCUUCUAGCUCAAGACGAGAGGGGAAAGGCCAGAAUUGAGGCACACGAGUUGCGCCAGAGACGAAGGCCAGAGCCCCCAGAGAGGGAAGAAGAGCUCCGAGUAGCUGAUGCGGUAGGUGAACCGGAGGCUUCAGGCGUGCCUGAGGCAGGAGGGAGAAAGAAAAAGAGGGGCACGAGUAGCCCGGGGUCACCCGGGACUCUGCCGGUAGGAAAGCAGACGCCGCAGAAGCGAGGAGCUGAGAGUAGACCAACAGAGUUAGAAAAAGAGACGGCGAAGCCGAUGUCAGCAGAUGAAAGGGCUCGAAGAGCCUACUACGACCUUGACGAACCACCGCCCGCGCAAAGUGAACCGAGCGCGGCAAGUGGAAUCAAAAGAACGGCCGAGGAGCCGCCUGAAAGCUUAGACCCUAGAGCAACAAGCUCAGGAGAUGUAGAAGAACUGGUGUCGCAGCCAGUGGUACAGCAGCAGGCUGAAGAACAGCCGCCGCAAAGCAUGCAAGCGCUGAGUUCUCUCAAACGAGAAACUGCACUGUUAGUGCAAGGCAUGGUUCGGAACAAGUAUAGGGCAGAGCAAGUAGACGUCACCGAACAGGAGGUGAUGGAUAUCGCAUCCUUGUGCACAGCCAUGGGAGCCGUGGAUGUGAUGGAAAUCUACAGCCCAAAACGGUUUACGGAACACGCGCCGCGACUGGGCCUUUUGCCUGGAUAUGCGGUAGACUUGUGUGAGACCAAGCCCAACAGUGAAGAGCAUUGGGACCUGUCUAGAGAAGAAGACAGGAAAGAACUAGAGGAGCUGAUUGAUGCAGAAGAACCCCGGCUGUUGACCGGAGGCCCGCCGUGCGAAGCCUUCUCGAGGCUUCAAGCACUCAACCAGAAGCGGGUGUCACCAGAGGUGAGAAAGAAAAGAAGAGAGCAGGGAGAGCAACACCUGCACUUGAGCAUUAAGAUGUACCGAAAGCAGAUGGAAAAGGGAAGGUACUUCCUACACGAGCAUCCGUGGAGCGCGGACUCAUGGUACGACGAGGAAGUCAAAGCCCUCGCAGAGGAUGAAAGAGUUUACGUGGUAAAAGGCCCCAUGUGUAAAUGGGAGAUGAAGGCCAACGACGUGGCAGGAAACAAAGGAUAUGUGAGAAAGGAAACCGGCUGGAUGACAAACAGUCCAGUGUUGGCCGAAAUCCUUCAGGGAGAGUGCAGCAACAAGCAGGGAGGACUGUGGCAUAGGCAUGUCCGCCUUAUAGGUGGAAUCGCCCGAGGUGCUGCGGUUUACCCGCCAAAGCUGGUAAAUGCUGUACUUAAAGGCUUGAAAGAACAAAUGGUUGAAGAUGGAAGCCUAAGCGCCGUAGAUGCGUAUGCGGCAGGACCAGUACCCGAGGAGCCCAGCAUGCCUGCUGGCAACUGGUACCAAUACUGGGACGACGUGAAUGGAGGGUACCUGGACUCCGAAGGAGUCCUCAAAGCUAGACAGCUGGAGAUGGAGUACAUCCACAAGCAAGGUGUGUGGAAGAGGGUACCUCUGGACCAGUGCAUUCAAGAAACAGGCAAGCAACCAAUCCCACUGAAGUGGGUAGACACGAACAAAGGGGAUCACACGAACCCCAACUUGAGGUCCAGACUGGUCGUGAAAGACAUCAAGGCCAGGAAGGGCCCCGAGGACCAGCUAGACCCAGCGAUGUUGUUUUCGGCUAUGCCCCCGCUAGAAGCGGUGCGCAUUCUUACGUCCAUGCUUAUGAGCAAACAACGCUCGAAGCACGGGAGGCCGUUACGACUUGGGAGCUGGGACAUCUCAAGAGCCCAUUUCUAUGGGACUCCAAAGAGAAACAUUUAUGUGAAGCUCCCAGAGGAAGAGGGAGCAGGAGAAGGAGAGUGUGGACUGCUAUUGAAGUCAAUGUACGGAACGCAAGACGCGCCAGCGAUAUGGCAGGACCACUACACUCAAACUCUGAUUCAAGCAGGAUGGAAGAGAGGAAGAAGCAAUGGUGCAGUCUUCUAUCACCCAGUGCUGGAUGCCCGUGUCUUAGUACACGGAGACGACUUUCUGUGCUUGGGUGACGAAGCAGCGCAGGAAGCACUAGACAAGACACUCCGAGAAGCCUACGAGCUGAAGCGCACAGGAGAGGUAGGAAUCGGAGUUGCAGGAAGCAACCAGAUCACUUUCCUCAAUCGGGUGAUACGGUUGGAGCAACACAGUGGGAGACCCUGCGCCGUGAUUGAAGCAGACUCGCGGCAUGCAGAACUCCUCAUCGAGGAGCUGGGUCUGAACAAUGGUAAGGGCGUAGAGACAGCGGAUGUUAAGAAGUCUGUGGAUCAACAAUUGCUGGAAGCUAAGGCAGCUGCACUUCCACCAGAGAUGGUGAAGCAGUAUAGGUCCUUGGUGAUGCGCGCAGCAUACUUGGCACAAGAUCGUGCAGACAUAGGCCAUGCGGUCAAGACACUGUCAAGAAAGAUGGUAAUGCCGACAGACGCUGACUGGGGCAACCUGAAGCGGUUGGCUCGUUAUCUCAAGCAGUACCCGUAUGCGAAGUUGGUUUAUGAACAACAGCGAGAACCAACCAAGCUCCGUAUCCAAGUAGAUGCGGACCAUGCAGGUGACGCCGUUACGAGACGGAGCACCACGGGUAUGAUCGCGUUCUAUGGCCAGCAUCCCAUAAAGCACUCGUCAAACGUGCAGUCGACGAUUGCCCUAUCGACAGGGGAGUCAGAAUACUACGCCUUAGUGAAGGCAGGUUCGACUGGACUUGGGAUCCAGUCCCUGUUAGAAGAUUGGAGCUGCGAGCUGGAGGUUGUCUUGGAGACGGACUCCAACGCAGCCAAAGGCCAAGGGAGCCGGAUAGGCCUGGGAAAAGCUCGCCACGUACAAACAAGGUACUUGUGGUUGCAAGAACGCGUGGCAGCAGACCACUUGAGGAUCCAUAAAGUGCUUGGGGAGAAGAACUGUUCAGAUAUCCUCACGAAGAGCGUAGGAGGACCAACGCUGAGGUCCCUGGCCAGACUCCGCUACCUAGGCGUGAGAAUGUUCUCGAUCUGCACGCUGACCACCGUGGGCUAUGGGGACGUUAUCCCCUUGACCCGCACGGGUAGAACGCUGGCUGCCUUCAUCGCGGUCUGCGCUGUCAUCAUCAUCGCCCUCGCCGGCGCCCUGCUGUACUUCAACUUCUGCGAGUUGCUUCCCCAGCGUUCCGCCAAAACGCACGCCGUCAAAGAGAGCCCACAGGCCCGACUGCUGGAGGACCCCCCACCCCCUCGCCGGGCCUAUGCAUUAUAA
Symbiodinium natans is the source of this 5754-nucleotide messenger RNA. The record is from the annotation of a GenBank genome assembly. Lineage: Eukaryota; Dinophyceae; Suessiales; Symbiodiniaceae.